UUUUAAAAAAUAUAUUCCAAAAAUUUUCGUUAAAUUAGAAAUUAUUAGCAAAGAAAAGAAAUUUUUUUCUUGUGCACUGAAAGUAGAAUAAUGUCAAAGAGUGCCACCGAGCAAUUUCAAAUUAAAAAGAAACGAAAACACCACAAACAACUGCUGAAUUGUAAACUUAGUUGUAAACGUAGUGAAACAACUGCUCCCCACUUUGCUCCCUUAGCCAAUACGUUAAUCAAAGAGAAUUUGAAAAGAUUACCACAAGAAAACCUACGCUUUAAUCUAAAGCCAGCGAGUUGCACUUUGCCUGUCGUUAAUCAAAUCAGAAAUAUCAAAAAUUGUUUACGCGAUCAGACACAAGUGUUGCUUUGCAAAUCAAGGGACAGCAUCAUGCCACUGUCGCAGGGAUUUUAUGUUAAAGGUGCCAUAGCCAGUAAACGUGGGCUGAAAUCGAUGCGAUUAAAUAGCCCGAACACAGCAACAACUAUGGCCGCUAUAUCAUCGAUGCCAACGGUUGCUAAGAAGGCUCGCAGAGCAAGCGAGAAUAUGGGUGACCGUUGUGGGCAGAGCGCCGCAUCGCAAUUGACAAAUCAAUUCUUGCAAGGACAAACCACAAAUAAUUUACAGCUUUCUUACCUGUUGGGCGAAUCCUUGGCGCGUCAUGGUCGUUUGCAAGAGGCAUUUAAUUUGUAUGCGUUAAUUGCGAGCGAACAGCCGGAGGGUUUUAUACCCUUGGAAAAAUUGCAUGUAUUGGCUACAGCACUUAUCGAGUAUGUGCGUGCAUUGUGUUUAAAUUCCAGAAAAGCUGAGCACUCCGAAAUUGAAUUAAUGGAUCCUAUAACAGCGACCGUUACGCUUACAAAGACAACAAAUGAUCAUAAGUUAGGCAAUAACGGUUCAAAAAGCAAUAAGUCUUUAAAUCCUGGUCUGCUAACGCAAGGAUGGCAGAUUAUUGCCAGCAAUCUAACGACCCACAUGCCUGCAUUUGGCGGUACUGAAGAGGAAGAUACCGCUUAUAAUUUGCAUUCCCCGUUAAGAGAUCUCUCACGCGUUUCCAGUCCCUUUCUCAGUGAGGAAUAUGAUCCGCUAUUGUGCCCUUUGUGUCGAGACAUUUUACGCUCACCCGUCACCACCAAUUGUGGUCAUACAUUUUGUCGUCAAUGCUGUGAAACUAUUACCAUGUGUAACAUAUGCCACAUUAAAUUUUCCAAAUAUCAGCGAGAUGAUUGCGGAAAUGAAACAACGAUAUUGAAACAUUGCACUACCGCUACAGCUAUGACAACGGCCAGCACCAUGACCACUAGUACCAAUAAUAAUGGCGGUCAUGUAUCUUAUGUUUAUGCUCCUGGCUUUUUGGGUGCCACAUCUUUAACAAAUCCUUCAUUUCCAGUUGCCGGUAGUCCAGCCAACACCACUCAAUCACGCCUACGCUUAAGUGCGCCUGCAUCGCCUACAACGGUUACCACCACGACAGUAGCCUCAACAACAGAUACGCCUACCACAACAAUGGCUUCAACGGCCAGAGCAAAUGGUAUGGUCAGUACCGCAACCACUUCUAAUGAAAGCAUGAAAUUUAUGCCUGAUGUGCUUGUACGACGUUUAGUAGAGAAAUGGUGGGGUUCAGAUUUGCAGGCUAAAAAAAUUAACGAAACCGCAGCCAGUUACAUGCAUUUGAAUUUAUUGGACGAUGCUUUGAAAUUUUGCAACGCCAGUCUCGAGAAAUGUAAGUAAAUCUAAAGUCAUUUUUUAUUAAAAAAAAAAAAAAAUUUAAAUGCCCGGCAAUGUUAAGGAUAUUAAACCCGUUCUAUAAGCACAUCGAAUUUUGCUAAAUUUGAGUUUGAUUUAAUCGCAGCUUACUAAACCCAAAUUAAACGUUAAGCGAGUUAAGCAACAAAACGUUUUUAAUCCUCUACGCAAAGAAUAUCAAGUAUCUCUGGUCUCGUCUAUCCCCACGUAUCUCCUGUUUAAAACACGAACUCAAUUUCUCCUCCACUGCUACCGAGGUCUUCUCAGUUUUUCUGCUUUUGUUUUAUGUCACAGCUUAUCGUUUAAGUAUUAAUCGAUGCGCAUAAUUUGCGCAACACUCUUUUCUCUCUCAUAAUUUAUACUAAAUCACGGCAUCUUCCAGCUUAAUUUGCAAUUUCUUUUAAUUGUUUCGAUAAAUAAACUGUUAAAGGCCUUGUGGAAAAUUCGACUUGGUCGUGCAUUCAUCAAUUGAAUCAA
Molecule: messenger RNA, 2214 nt
Organism: Glossina fuscipes
Lineage: Eukaryota; Metazoa; Arthropoda; Insecta; Diptera; Glossinidae
Exons: 1
Coding region: 91-1722 (543 amino acids)
Source: RefSeq, a predicted model, not a curated record